AUGAGAGUUUCUGAGCAGUACUUUCCUGUGGUACUGUUUAUUAUGCUGUACAAGCCGGUUCUAACUUUUGAGUCUGUGGAUGAAAUCCUUAAGUGUGACCAUUUCAAUGAAAGCUACUAAGCGGUAGUUUCCUGUCAAGCUGUUUACUAUGCUGUACAAGGUGGUUCUUACUUUUGAGUCUGUGGAUGAAGACCAGUCAAAUGAAAGCUACUGCGCAGUAUUUUCCUAUGGUACUGUUUAUUAAACUGUACAAGACAGUUUUACAUUUAGCUCUAAAAGGCUAG
This is a messenger RNA of Porites evermanni, 284 nucleotides long. Lineage: Eukaryota; Metazoa; Cnidaria; Anthozoa; Scleractinia; Poritidae. The record is from the annotation of a GenBank genome assembly.